AUGUGUCAAGACUUUAUGGCGCGACUAGUAUGUAAGUUUUGAACUCAGGAUAAUCGAUGGCGUUGAUUUCAAAAAUCAUAUUCAUUUUUUAAAAAAAAAAAUUUUUCGAAUUUUUGUCACAAAUACUCGGAAUGGUGCUCAUUUGGAACGUUUUCUGAUCGUUGCUUUUAGUCCUGUAAAGUGGUAACUUUUUGUUGCACAAAUAAUUGAUUUAGCAGUUUUCAAUGGCGCUGAUUUCACAAGGAAAGUACUUUUAUGGGGGCUCCCAGACUACGGCACUAACCACUCGGCCACACCGCUCUCUUCCGAAGGAACAGACCGACUGCGCUUUUUAUCUUUUCGAAUGCCUGCGCGCGCCUUUUGUAGGGAAAUUAAGCCAGUUUUUGGGCAUUUUCACCCAUAAAAACCUAAAAUGGGCAGCUAAGAUUUAUAUAUCGUUGAUCAGCAUAUUUUUUCUGAUUUUUUGAGAUAUGUCCCGUCAAAAAGUAGGAGCCCCCAUAAAAGUACUUUCCUUGUCAAAUCAGGAAAAAUGAAUCAGAUUUUCGAAAUCAACGACAUCGAUUAUCCUGAGUUCGAAACUUACAUGCAAGAAAAAUAAUAUUUGUCAGUUUGUCGCUCCCCGUAAAAGAAAACAUCAAAUCCGAGGUUUGAUGCUGUAUUGCGCUGGCUGAAUAAGACUUUUCAAAUUUUCAAGCUUGCUUCUAAACAAAUUGCUUUGGAACUGUCUUUGCAGGGCGUUAAGUUGUAACGCUUAACGUAAUUAAAUCGUUGUGUAGUCCCGAAAUCAGAGCAACAAAGCUACAAAGUUUAUAGUCGCAGAGAUCUAUCUCCCUUUGCAAAUCAACAUUCAUUUUACGAUAACAGCAACAUAUUUAGCGAUGACUUUGGACCUAAAAUUUAUUAAAUUGAUCAAGUCGCCGAAUAAUGUGACCCAAGUUAUUUUAAACCGACCAAAGCAGUUGAACGCGCUAAGCAACGGGUUAUGGAAGUAAGUGAGGGAAUAAAUUUGGAUUUAUUAUUUGAUCAGAGAGAUCGGAGAGGUCUUCAAAUACUUGGAUCAGGAUGAAGAUACAAACGUAAUCAUUUUAAGUGGCAGCGGAAAGUUGUUUUGUGCGGGCUUGGAUAUCAAAGGUAGGAGGAAAGAACAAAGUUGGAUAUUAAUUAUGAAUAGAAAAACAAAAAGAAAACUUCAUGGAUAAAGAAGGAAAUGCGGCAGACAGGGGAAGACAGAUUUACAGGGACUUGAGAUGGCUGCAGGAAGGAUUCACGGCCAUUGAAAAGGUUGGCGACAUUAUAUACUUGAGUCUAGGCUGUCUGCCUGUUAUACGCUCCUUUAAUAAAGCAGUUUAUUUUUGCUUCAGUGUCAGAAACCGGUGAUCGCAGCUCUUCAUGGCGCUUGUAUUGGUGGGGGAUUGUCGAUCAUCUCUGCCUGUGACAUUAUUUACGCCAGUCGAGAGACCAUCUUCUCCUUGAAGGAAGUCCAACUGGGCAUAGCGGCUGAUGUCGGCGCUUUAAAUCGCCUUCCUUUUAUGGUAGGCAACAUGAGUUGGCUCAAAGAAAUAUCGUUAACUGGCAGAAACUUUGAUUCCAACGAAGCUUUGCAAUUUGGUGAGCUUAUUGUAAACAUUAAAUUUAUCUGCAAGAACGAUUAAAAAUAUAUAGCCCAUUUUAGGAGUGAUCAGCCGCAUAUUUGAAUCGCCUAAAGAAACCCUCCAGGCAGCAUUUGAUACGGCCAAUGAGAUCUCACAAUUGGGAAGAGCCGCCGUCCAAGGGACCAAAGUAGUCUUAAAUUACAGCAGAGAUCAUACUGUAGACGAGUCCCUCAACUUUGUUGCUGUCUACAACAUGUCUCAAAUUCAAAAUGCAGAACUUCAGAAUUAUAUUCAGGCAUUUAAAAAAUCUAAAAUUUGA
Messenger RNA from Bursaphelenchus xylophilus (pine wood nematode), 1911 nucleotides. NCBI's taxonomy places the organism in Eukaryota, Metazoa, Nematoda, Chromadorea, Rhabditida, Aphelenchoididae. The record is from the annotation of a GenBank genome assembly.